Candidula unifasciata is the source of this 2214-nucleotide messenger RNA. The record is from the annotation of a GenBank genome assembly. Lineage: Eukaryota; Metazoa; Mollusca; Gastropoda; Stylommatophora; Geomitridae.
AUGUAUAAAGUUGAAGACAGUGUUUGUGGCGGAUACAGGUCCUUUCGAGAUAUCGCAAUCUUAGAGCGACUUCUGGAAGCUGAUGAUGAAUUUAUUGCUAACGAGUUGUUGAAUAAAGAAAUCCGAGCAGGUCGCUGGCAGAAAAAUGGUUUUCCUGAUUCUAAUAUUGACGGUACGAAUUGUAAUGUGAGCGACAUUAAUAAUAGAGGAAGGAAUAAUAGUGGACAUUUGCAGAAAUGUAGAGAAGUUCGCGCAAUCCAACUUUGCGGCUGGCAUUCUGAUCCUAAUGUUGUCUACAGAAAGACAGAAAAUGGUGGAAUGUCUAAAUCAAAGCUGGCAGCUGGGUCUUUGGGUAAGGAUGCACCCCUUCCUCGUGAUUCAAAAAGCAAAACAUUUUCUUCCGAAGACUUUGUUUUUCAGCAUUACCUUGAUACCAGUCAUUAUAUUGAACAGUAUAGACAAAAACACAGGUGUUCAGACAAAAUCACAUUGUCGCCGGCCAGAAGCGACUUAUCUGACUUACGAAAACCACAACAAAAUCCUUAUUUUUCACCAAUGACCAUUUUUUCUCAAACCAUUUACCAGCAGGAAGCAUCGAUGCCGUCAUCUCAGCUCGAAGAUUUGUUGGUGCAGAACCAAACACAAAACAAAUCAUCACAGGCUACUACAAACCAGCUAGCAAAUAAACGGGAGCAACUGCGUCAAAAGCUUCAGAUGCUGAAAAACUUCAAGAAAACAUUUUCUCCCCCCAUAGGCACAUAUGAUACAAGCAAGGUCAAGGACAUUCCUGAAUCAGUCCCCAGCAGUAGCCAUUUAGAAAGAACGUGUUCGAUGAAAGAGAUGGUUUUGAUUCCAGCCAUCAUCGAUACUCCUUUUUCGAAAGCCACAGCUGGCUUGUUGAGAGUGCAGACGUUAAAUAUUGAUUCCCUUCCUAACAAAAAUGCCAGACUUCUAAAACCAGGGCCCGUACUGGAUACAGUUACUGGGAAUAACUUGUUGGGUCACAGGGUUGGGCUUGGGGCCACAAACCAGAUGAGGAUGUUGGAUGCUACUGCAUUCAGACUUGGAAGUGGAAAUGAGAAACAGAGUUCUUGGAGCCAGAAAGUCUCCACCUGCUUCGACGCUCACAUGGGACCGACUGCUCUGGCCAACGAGCAGGAAUACACCUCAAAGCCGGUUCAACUUGUUAUGACCAGCCAGCACCAAGAAGGACACCCUCAGACUCUGGGACCAGACCUCAGCCAAAAAGUGCAGGUUUCACAACUUCUGGACACCAAAAGUCGUGGAAGUUAUAGAGCUAAAAAUAGUAUUGAAAUGGUUGCCUUGGCGAAUUCUCUUCUUCAGAGAAGAGAUGAGAUAAAUUCACGGAUAUCCGGUAAAACAGCAAAACAAAACAUGCCACAAAAAGAACAUUCCUUACUGACUGUAGUAGGUCAUGACUGCAGAAAGACCAGAGAGUUUGUCUGUGACCACCUAGCUAUUGCCAGGAAACAUAACAACAAACUGUUGCUUUCCCAUAACCAAAGAAUCCAGAACAUAAUCGAGCAGUCAAAACUAAAACAAAAGUUUGACCAGAUACUGAACAUGCCUAAAGGGCCAAGUAAGACUAUUCUUGAAAUAAAAAGUAUUCAAAUCACAGAUCCUUUUGUCAAAGCUGUACCUGGCAAUGGACCUCUUUUAAACUUAAACAAUAGCUGCAAAGCUGAACAGAGUGUCUUCAGCCCCAUCUGCUUCUGUGUGGUUAACUGUAAAAACAAUAAUAAUGAGAACAGUUACAGCAGAAAAGCUGUACCUGGCAAUGGACAGAUACUUGUAAACUCUACAGAAGCCACUGUUCACGAUGGAGAGGAGGAAUCUUGCAGCAACAGUUCAAACAGUGAUUCAACCCAGAGAGAUAUGCAUGAGGGUUCUCAUAUAAUAAGUCUUACCACGAGCACAGCUGGAUUAGAAUAUUCAAAUCCGCAGACUACACACGCAGACUUCUCAUUUGCAGAAAACAUUGAUGUGAAAACUCAAGUUGGUCAGGGUUUCUGUGCAGCUUGUGGCCAUAUUCUUGAUGUUUGUCCCCCAAAGAGCAAGCUGAAACAGGCUUGCUUACACAAAUCUUACUUCCAUCGGCUCACAAAGGAAGUUCAAAAGAUGGAAGUAAGACUGCCUGAACUUAGAUACUUAGAGGUUCCAUUAGUGUGUAGAUCACACUCCUUAGACCUAUAG